GUCGUCUCUCUGAGUCCCAAUAAUAAUUGUGAGAGAGAGAGAGAGAGAUAACGAAGAAGGAGAAACAGAGAGCACCGAAUCAAGAGGAAGCUUCAAUUGGUGGCCUCCGAAUUGGGGUUGGAGAGAAGGGUAAAACAUCCUUGGACUUGACAGAUUUUCGACGCAGUGUUUGAAGGAAUCAAGUGGGGGAGAUACUGUUGCAGGAAAAUAGAUAGAGACAGAGAGGAAGAUACAGCGUUUUUGCAUGAGGGCAAAGAUGCUUGGAGAAUGUGGAAGGAUAUUAGAGAUAGAGAAGCGGGAAAACUCCGCCCAAAUUCUUUUGCUAAUCGUGUUAAAUCCGAUCGAGUCAGCAGUCUGCAACUUUCCAAUCAUAAGGACAUUGUCUCUCCCCAUCGAGGUUCCGUCAACUCACUUCAGGUCGAUUUGACGGAGGGGAGAUAUUUGUUAUCUGGAGCAUCAGAUGCAUCGGCUGCUGUUUUUGAUAUUCAACGUGCAUCUCAUUCUGAGGGUCUUAUUGCAAAAUACCAAUGCCUUUUUGCAGUUGAUAAGCAGCAUGAACAUGGACAUAAAUAUGCAAUUUCCUCGGCCAUAUGGUAUCCCAUUGAUACUGGAUUGUUUGUCACAGGUUCAUAUGAUCAUCACAUUAAUGUCUGGGAUACAAAUACAACUCAGGUGGUGGUGAACUUUAAAUUGCCUGGAAAAGUCUAUAGGACAGCCAUGUCCUCUUUGGCAACAUCACACAUGCUGAUUGCUGCUGGAACAGAAGAUGUUCAAGUCCGCCUUUGUGAUAUUUCAUCGGGGGCAUUUUCUCACACCUUAUCUGGACAUCGUGAUGGUGUAAUGAGUGUAGAAUGGUCAGCUUCUAGCGAGUGGGUUUUGAUUACUGGCGGAUGUGAUGGAGCAAUUCGUUUUUGGGACAUCAGACGAGCUGGAUGUUUUCGAGUUCUAGAUCAGUCUCAAUCCCAGCUCGGGCGACGUCCACCUAUUUCAGGAUGGACUGCAAAUAAGCUAUCAACAUCUAAGUCCCAUUUGGCCAGCCAAGGUUCAAAUAUGAAAUCUCGCAUACUUCAUAAGAAACUAGCCACCAAUGGAAACGCAACAAAGCCAUCAUCUACUACAGGUAAACUGCCAGCUAAGGGAUCCACAAGGCAGAGGCUACACCCAGGGCUUUUGUCCAGCCAGGAUCGAGCAGUUUCUCACUACGGUGCUGUUACUGGAUUAAAAGUAACUGGAGAUGGCAUGUACCUUCUCAGUGCAGGUUCUGAUUCAAGGUUAAAGUUGUGGGAUGUCGAAUCCGGGUGUAACACGCUCGUGAAUUAUGAAACCGUGAGAUUACAUACCAAUAAGCCGUUGCAAUUAGCCACAUCUCAAGACUCAGCCCUUGUAUUUGCUCCAUGCAUGGCAAAUAUUAAAGCAUUUGAUAUGUGGACAGGGAAGGCAUCCCUGACGCUUAGCGGCCAUUACGAAGCUGUGAACUGUUGCUUGUAUAGUUUCCAGGAUCAGGAACUGUACACUGGUGGGAACGAUAGGCAAAUUCUCGUCUGGUCACCAUCCCGGGACUCUACCGAACUGUGGACUCGCAGGAUUGGGAAUCCAGUGCAGACAAAGAUAACUGGAGCGACUGAUUGUCCUCUUCCACAAGGACGUUCGGUUUCAACGCUGAUGCCAUCCAUAAAACUCUGCCCACCAUGUACAUAACUUUCCAGAUUUGUAUCAUCUUUGAAUGAUUCUGCCCUCUCUUUCAAACUGUCAACUAGGACGUGCACUAUACUAUAGCGUGGACUUGAAAAAACUCCACAUCUUGUUCAUUAGUAAUAAACAUGUUUCAAACUAAAGCCACGUUGGGUUUGACUUUGUAGCUUUUUCAUCGUGCUUGGUAACUUUGUUAUAAUGUCUUGGAUACGCAAUUAUAUGAUUGAAAACUUGGGUUUGUUCUAGAA
Cucurbita maxima (winter squash) is the source of this 1940-nucleotide messenger RNA. RefSeq names its product DNA excision repair protein ERCC-8-like. The coding region runs from base 268 to 1698 and encodes 476 amino acids. The record is from RefSeq and is a predicted model, not a curated record. NCBI's taxonomy places the organism in Eukaryota, Viridiplantae, Streptophyta, Magnoliopsida, Cucurbitales, Cucurbitaceae. The transcript is spliced from 9 exons. Gene Ontology annotation, biological process: protein polyubiquitination; transcription-coupled nucleotide-excision repair; proteasome-mediated ubiquitin-dependent protein catabolic process. Gene Ontology annotation, molecular function: protein binding. Gene Ontology annotation, cellular component: Cul4A-RING E3 ubiquitin ligase complex; nucleotide-excision repair complex.